Sesamum indicum (sesame) is the source of this 954-nucleotide messenger RNA. Its product is annotated as V-type proton ATPase 16 kDa proteolipid subunit. Gene Ontology annotation, molecular function: proton-transporting ATPase activity, rotational mechanism. The record is from RefSeq and is a predicted model, not a curated record. Lineage: Eukaryota; Viridiplantae; Streptophyta; Magnoliopsida; Lamiales; Pedaliaceae. Gene Ontology annotation, cellular component: proton-transporting V-type ATPase, V0 domain. Gene Ontology annotation, biological process: proton transmembrane transport.
CUCUGUCUCUCUGUCUCUCUCGCACUCUCUCUCCCACACACCCACACGAGAAAGAUCUGAAUCCAAACCCCAUCAGAAAUUCUUCCUCUUUGCGACCUUAAAACUAAAUUUUGAUAAAAGCCAAAAAUGUCUUCGACCUUCAGCGGCGAUGAAACUGCUCCUUUCUUCGGCUUUCUCGGCGCUGCUGCCGCCCUCGUCUUCUCCUGUAUGGGUGCGGCUUAUGGAACAGCGAAGAGUGGAGUUGGCGUGGCGUCAAUGGGGGUGAUGAGGCCGGAGCUCGUGAUGAAGUCCAUCGUGCCUGUUGUCAUGGCUGGUGUUUUGGGUAUAUACGGAUUGAUUAUCGCUGUGAUUAUCAGCACUGGUAUUAACCCGAAAGCCAAGUCUUAUUAUCUUUUCGAUGGAUAUGCGCAUCUGUCUUCGGGCUUGGCCUGUGGCCUUUCUGGACUUGCUGCCGGAAUGGCUAUUGGAAUUGUGGGAGAUGCUGGUGUUAGAGCUAAUGCACAGCAGCCUAAGCUUUUUGUUGGAAUGAUCCUCAUUCUAAUUUUCGCUGAAGCUUUGGCACUCUACGGUCUUAUUGUUGGAAUUAUAUUGUCUUCACGAGCUGGCCAGUCCAGAGCUGACUAGUGGAAAAGCGGGUAAUGUUGUAGGAAUUGAAUUGUCACAGAUUUGAGUUGCUAUUUUUUACUUGCAUUAUAAUUCAUCAUUAAAGUUAAUUGUGUUCUCUUCACAUUUAUUCUAUGGUUGAGCAUUGGGUUUGUAGUAUUAGUGACUAGUGAGGAUGUUUUUCUACUUAAUAAGAGCUCAUAGCUAUCUUUUGUUGCAUUAUUUGAUUUUCUUGUGAACUUGGGAUUUCCGGACAAUGUAGGAACCUUCUUUCUAUGAUGUUAUAACCCUUGCCCGUAUCUAAGUAUUUAGAUAUGUGAAUGUAUAAUUCGCUUGGAAGGAUUUCAUCAA